AUGUCCGAACCCAGUCAACCAAGUCAAAAGCACAAAAUUGCCGUAAUCGGGUCUGGAAAAUGGGGCACAACAAUCGGCAAAAUAGUCGCCCAAAACGUCAAACAAAACAGCCUAAUCUUCGACACCAUCGUUCCAAUAUGGGUCUACGAAGAAGAAAUCGACAUCGACAGCUCCGAUAUCCCCGACAAAUCCCCCGUACCACCAACCCUCCGCUCCAAACUCGGCUCACCACCGAUCAAACUAUCCGCCGCCAUAAACAAAAUCCACCAGAACAUCAAAUAUCUCCCUGGAAUCACACUUCCAGAAAACCUCAUCGCAAACAAUAACCUUAAGGAUACGGUGAAAGGAGCUAGUAUUCUUGUUUUUAGUCUCCCGGACCGAUUCUUGGAGGAGGUGCUGGAUGAAAUUGUGGGUUUUCAUCGAACUUAUGCGAGGGGGGUAUGGUGUGUAGAGGGAAAGGGUGGUGAUGUAUCUGAUGGGGCAGUCGAGAUGAUUAUGGAGAAAUUGCAGAUUUAUUGUGGUGUGUUGUCGGGGGCGAAUAUUGCAGGUGAAGUUGCUAGGGAGAGGUUUUGUGAGAUGAGCAUUAGGUAUGAUGCUCCGCCGAUGGAUAUGCCUGACUACCAAGAGAAAGAAGGUGAUGGAGGAAGGGAGGUUUCGUCAAGAAAAGUUAUCAUCAAUACAGACGAACAACGCCAAACCAACACCAAACCAACUAACCUCCACCUAACACCCAUACCAAAAGACUAUCCUCCCCUAGAUACAUCUCUCAUCCAAAAGCAUUUCGAAAGACCCUACUGCAAAGUCCAAAACAUCUCCGACGCAGCAGGUGUGUCAAUACCCUCAGCGGCGCCCUGGAAAACAUACAUUGGAUACUACCUGAGGAUCCAAAUCCCUUCCAGUUUCAAGAGGGUCAAAAACGUCUGUUUUUAA
Messenger RNA from Penicillium subrubescens, 930 nucleotides. RefSeq lists its product as uncharacterized. Gene Ontology annotation, cellular component: nucleus; glycerol-3-phosphate dehydrogenase (FAD) complex; cytosol. Gene Ontology annotation, biological process: glycerol-3-phosphate catabolic process. Bases 1 to 930 code for a protein of 309 amino acids. The transcript has 2 exons. Gene Ontology annotation, molecular function: glycerol-3-phosphate dehydrogenase [NAD(P)+] activity; NAD binding. The record is from RefSeq and is a predicted model, not a curated record. Lineage: Eukaryota; Fungi; Ascomycota; Eurotiomycetes; Eurotiales; Aspergillaceae.